This is a messenger RNA of Misgurnus anguillicaudatus (oriental weatherfish), 3839 nucleotides long. NCBI's taxonomy places the organism in Eukaryota, Metazoa, Chordata, Actinopteri, Cypriniformes, Cobitidae. The record is from RefSeq and is a predicted model, not a curated record.
AUUAGCUACAAGAGAAAUGGAACUACGCCAUAUACUUGCAUAUACCCUGCACUAAAUCACUGUUUAGAAGUGGGUAUACGCAAAUUCUACUUAAAUAGAAGUGGGUAUACACCGUAUACUUGCGUACACCCUGGACUACAGCACUGGUAGUGUCUUAAAAUUAACUGCCCCCCUCCCCAUACACUAUCACUCUCCUUAAAAUAAAGAAAUCCUCCAUAUAUCAUUUAAGGUGGUGGAUUAUUUCCCUUCCAUUUUCCAGGCCUUGACCUCCACAGAAGCCACACUUGCAUUUGACCCCAAGGACUACAUCAAGUCAAUUCGCACCCAUAGAGUGAAAGUGAUUGAGACCUUCAGUGAAGCUCCUCCUACAACAAUCCACCAAUAAAUGCUGGAGUCAAACACACAGAGAAAUCACUCCAUUUGUGACAACUGAAAUCUUCAUGACAUAAUGUUGAUGCUGGUGAAAGAGGAGCUUGAGAAGAUGACAGAUCCACAACCAUGCAGAAUAAAGGAUGAAGAUACUGAGAAACAAAUAGAUAUGAUGGAAGUGAAAGAGGAGAGUCAAGCUGAAGUGGAUGAGAAACAUCAGAUUGUAAAAAUAAACCAUAAUGUUUCACUGAAAGAAACUCUGAAGACAGAAGACAUAAAGUGUGAAAAUAGUUUCAGUGAAGAUGAACGCCCUGCAGAUCACAAGAGGACUCACAGUGAGGAGAAACCUUUCACAUGUCAACUGUGUGGAAAGAGUUUCACUUUUCAAUCAAGCCUUAGCCGGCACAAGAAAGCUCAUAGUGGGGAAAAGCCACACGCGUGCCAGCAUUGUGACAAGAGUUUCCCAGAUACAAGUCAACUUAACAGACAUUUGAGAAUUCACACUGGAGAGAAACCUUACGCAUGUCUUCAGUGUGAAAAGAGUUUCAUAGAUAAACGUGGACUUGAGGCUCACAUGAGAACUCACACUGGGGAGAAACCUUACAUAUGCUCUCAGUGUGAAAAGAGUUUUUCAAGCAAACAGACUCUUAAGGCACACAUGAAAGUUCACACUGAAGGAAAACCGUUCACUUGUCAUCACUGUGGAAAGAGUUUCAGAAGAAAAGCUCACCUUGAAGAACACAUGAGGACUCACAGUGAGAAGAAACCUUUCACAUGUCACCAGUGUGGAAUGAGUUUUAACUGUAAAUCGAACCUUAGCUGGCACAUGAAAGCUCACAGGGCGGAAAAUCCAUGCGUGUGCCAGCAUUGUGACAAGAGUUUCCCAGAUAGAAGUCAACUUAAGAUACACGAGAGUUCUCACACUGGAGAGAAACCUUACACUUGUCAUCUGUGUGGAAAGAGUUUCAGAACAAAUCCUAACCUUAAAGCACACAUGAGGAUUCACACUGGAGAGAAACCACAUCUGUGCCAUCAGUGUGGAAAGAGUUUUAUAACUGCAGGUGAACUUAAGCAACACAUGAGGUCUCACACUGGAGAGAAACCUUUCACAUGUCAACAGUGUGGAAAGAGUUUUAAAACAAAAGAGAGCCUUAACAUACAUAUGAGGAUUCACACUGGAGAGAAACCAUUUACGUGCCAUCAGUGUGGAAAGAGUUUCAGAAGAAAAGAUCACCUUACAGAACACAUGAGGACUCACACUGGAGAAAAAACAUUCAAGUGCCAUCAGUGUGGAAAGAGUUUCACCUUUCAAACAAGCCUUAACCGGCACAUGAAAGCUCACAGGGGGGAAAAGCCACACGCGUGCCAUCACUGUGACAAGAGUUUUGCAACUGCAAGUUUCUUGAACAGACAUUUGAAAAUUCACACUGGAGAGAAACCGUUCACAUGCCAUGAGUGUAAAAAGAGCUUCAAAACAAAAGCUACCCUUACCACACACAUGAGAGUCCACACUCGAUAGAAACCAUUCAUGUGUCAACAGUGUGGAUAUGGCAACAACGUUUAGAAAUCAGCUAAGAUCUUAUUAAUAAAACUGUGCGUAGGAUCCUUACUAAAAGUCUACAUGCACACAAAAGCCCAAGAUGUCUGUACUUGUGUUCUUGUGGACUUCAUCAGUCCGGGCCCAAGUACUGCUCCAAUUCCAAGUUCGCGUGAAGCCAAGUUUGCUUAACAACCUUGGAUGUGUUGUUGAUCCGCUCAUUUGAUCGAGGAUACAUCAGGAGGUGACUUGUGUGGACUUAUAUCAGCCAAGUUUUCCAGAACUUCAAAUCUGUGGUCAGUUAGUAAAGAUAGGACCUAAUAUUAAAAUUUCCUCUGACAAUUUUGGAUAUUUGGGUUCAAGUUGAUCAGCGGCAGUCAGUGUCGUGUACACCGCCGAGGGCAGAUUAAUCUCUUCAAGUCCUUCUGAAAUCUGCCGCUGGCUCAGUGCAGCUGCUCUGCCCUUCAGUGUCUGAUGGUCAAACAUGAAAUAUUCCCUUUGGAUAUAUAUCUAUAUUUUUCUGUCUCUUUAUUAUUCAUAUGAAGUCUGUUAUUUGUUAUUAUCGUUUUAACUGAUGUUAAAGUUAAGUUUCAUAACUUCAAUCACAUAUCGUCGCUGUCUGAUGAAACUCACGUAUGUCCAAAACGGUUACUUUUCAGAAAGUGAAAAAAACACCGUAUAUCAAAAGCAGUUGAAUGUAGCGUUGUCAUACUUGGUACGGCAUCUUUACAUGUAACCAUAUUCUUGCCAGUGUCAUGAUAUAAUCCACAUUUGACCAAAAUUGAGUUUAAAUGGACAUGCGUGCAUAUUUUACAGUAACUGUGAUCGAUACGCGUUCUUUCGAUCAUUAAUUAGAAUGGCCAAGUCGCGUUUCGUAUUGACAGAUGAAUACGCUCAGUUCAUUAAAUACGCUUACUUUAUUUAAUAUUAAUUAUACAUUUAUUAAAUGUCUCUUGCAAACUAUGAAGGGACAAUGAAUCAAUACACUGACAUGCUAAUGCUACACAGCAGGGGCGUCAGUUUGUGUUGAAAAGUGGUGGGGACAAAAGAUAAAAACAUUACUGCAGGACAGGAAAAAUAUUGAAUAACGGCGCAUCAAAAAUGGGCAGCGUAGGCUAGUCAACAAGAAGAAAAUAAUCAGCAUAAAACCCUCAACAAUGUCGACUGCACACAUGUAACAGUCCCUGCAACACCAGCUCAACAGAACAGUGCCAAAGCACCAUACCGUAGAAAACAGCAGCGCUUUUAGUCAAUGAUGACAAUGAAUUUCAUUACAUAUGUACAAGAAAACACACUGUAAGCAUACAACGCAACAUAUGUGACACUAGACCACAAAACCAGUCUUAAGCAUCGCUUGAUUUUUCAGAACAUUUUAACCAAAUGCCUUCAAAAAGUGGUGGGGACAUCCCCAGCGUAAAUAACACCAAUGCUAGACAGAUACUUUGUUUGCACAGUCCUACCGUAAUUAAGUCACUCCUAGAUGUUCGUCUGGCGUCCGGGGGAAACGUUUACCUCGACGAAGGAAAGUCAUUGUCAUGUUUAUUCGGCUAUAUCCAGUGCUGAGCUUCGAUGAAACUUUACGAGACCGGCGAGAUGCUUCACAGGCGGAAGAUAUGCGGCGUGAUUGACAGCUUUGACACCAAACGGGUACGUGAAAAUCAGAUGACAUGAUUUCACAAGUUUUCAUUGGCCAUUUAGGUAUGUGACGCAUACUGUAUACGGAAAUGAACCUGGACAUUCAAUCUGUCGAAAAAUUUCAAAAUCUGCAAAAUGAACAUGCGUGAUUUUCAUCGGACAGCGACAAUAUAUUUUCUAUAGAAUCUUAACACUGAAUCACUGCCUUUGUACUUUAACCGUUUUUACUUGUGUUUACUAUAUGUUGUACAAACAUUUUGUACUUUUAUAAUAAACACGUGGGGUCGGGUUGCGGUGA